AUGUCAUUCAUCCCCCGCCAUGCCUUCCCGCAAAUCCCGUCGCUGCCCAGGUCCUACUUCCUGGGCCACCACAAAUCCGGCCUGCAGAAGAUGAAAUCGCUUCUUUCCUCGAUCGACCUAGUCAUAGAAUGCCGCGACUACCGUGUACCGCUUACCUCGCGCAACCCGUUGUUUGAAGAUGCGCUUGAAGGAAAGGAACGGGUCAUUGUUUAUACGAAGAGAGACUUGGGCGGUGGGUCGCGUGAUAACCGGAACGAGGAUGUCAUUGCGAAAUGGCAUCGCCCCACAACGACCAUGUUUGUGAGGAAUGGGAAAGAGUCAGAGGGCGAGAUCAGUGGUCGGAAGAGUGUUAUCAAACUUUUGGACAUCCUGAGAGAGCAUGCGCAGAAGAGGUGGAAAUUGGUCGGCCACCGCGUUAUGGUAGUAGGAAUGCCCAACGUGGGCAAAUCCACGCUGCUCAACGCUCUGCGCGCACAGGGUAUCGGCAAAGGCAAGGUUGCAGCUACGGGCGCUCAACCCGGUGUGACGCGCAAAGUCAGUAGCAGCGGUGUGAAGAUUAUACCGAGCGAAGAUGAUAUGGAAGCAGCGGAUGUUGGGGCGAAGAAGAAGCUUCAGGGUGUAGGAGGAGGUGUAUAUCUUCUCGACACACCCGGUGUUUUUAUCCCAUACGUUCCCGACGCAGAAGCCAUGAUGAAGCUGGCCCUCUGCGGCUCCGUCAAAGAUACUAUCAUCGCACCCGUCAUGCUCGCAGAUUACCUCCUCUACCACCUCAACCUCCAAUCGCCUACGCUCUACUCCGAAUACGCACCGCCUACCAAUGACAUUAUCGAACUUCUGUCCGAGAUCGCGAAGAAGACCGGUAGACUGGGCAAGGGUGGGGUCAUAGAUACAGAAGCAACGUCGCUGUGGAUGAUACAAAAGUGGAGGAGUGGCAGCAUGGGUCGCUUUUUGUUGGACGAGAUUGACGAGAAGAGUUUGGAAAAGGCUAAGAUUGAUGAGGAGGGUCUUGCGCCUAGUCUAAACCAGGCCAGGAAGGCAGAGCGGGAGAGGCGGAGGGAGAGAAAUAAGGCGAGAGGAGAGAAGUGA
This is a messenger RNA of Alternaria atra, 1086 nucleotides long. RefSeq lists its product as uncharacterized. The coding region runs from base 1 to 1086 and encodes 361 amino acids. Gene Ontology annotation, molecular function: GTPase activity; GTP binding. The record is from RefSeq and is a predicted model, not a curated record. NCBI's taxonomy places the organism in Eukaryota, Fungi, Ascomycota, Dothideomycetes, Pleosporales, Pleosporaceae. Gene Ontology annotation, cellular component: mitochondrion. The transcript has a single exon.